Thunnus maccoyii (southern bluefin tuna) is the source of this 3669-nucleotide messenger RNA. Its product is annotated as netrin-4-like. Gene Ontology annotation, cellular component: laminin trimer. The coding region runs from base 305 to 2221 and encodes 638 amino acids. Gene Ontology annotation, biological process: substrate adhesion-dependent cell spreading; cell migration; basement membrane assembly. NCBI's taxonomy places the organism in Eukaryota, Metazoa, Chordata, Actinopteri, Scombriformes, Scombridae. The transcript is spliced from 10 exons. Gene Ontology annotation, molecular function: protein binding. The record is from RefSeq and is a predicted model, not a curated record.
UGAACCCUGAAGUGCAUGGGAUGGAAUAAUUUGAGGAUAAUGAGCGCAUUCAGAGCUUCCAUUUUAUACAAAUUAAGUCCAACGAGGCAUUUCUACACCAUGACAGACAGAAAUCAGCUUAAAUUCAAUACUGUUGUGUUUCUUAAUUUCUGCGUCGUAACAGUUUGUAAAGUAGUUUAUUUUUAAUCGGAAAAGGGACACGCUGGAUUAUUAACAAUCAUCCUUGGAUCAAGCUGUUGAAGGCGCGUUCUUGCAUUUAAAGAAUUUACGACAGAUGACUUAACUUUGAAGUAACAACCUCAGGAUGAGACUCUGGACUUUACUUGUCAUUAUCCCGGUGUGCGCAUCCUCUCCUCUUUUGACCGAAACGUCUAAACCCAAAGGUCCAGCUGUGGAUAACCGCUGCUCCGGACGAGCCUGCAACCCUCGCAUGGGUAACCUGGCACAGGGCAGAGUGCUCACCACCCAGUCGGUCUGCGGCUCCAACGUCUCCGAGCCCUACUGCUCCUAUAAGCAGACUUCAGCCCCCCGCAGCAGGGAGUCCUGCUCGGCAGCAAAAUGCAGCAAGUGCAACGCUGCCAUCCCCAGCCAGGCGCACCCUCCCUCUGCCAUGAGCGACUCCUCUUUCCGCUACCCCGAGACGUGGUGGCAGUCUGCGGAGGGGGUGAAGGAGGAGACGCUCCAGCUGGACCUGGAAUCUGAGUUCCUCUUCACCCAUCUCAUCCUGGUGUUCCGCUCCCCCCGGCCCGCUGCCAUGGUGUUGGAGCGCUCUCAGGACCACGGACACACAUGGAAGACCCUCAGGUAUUUUGCCAGGGACUGUGAGGAGGCGUUUGGCCUGGCAGAGGGGUCACCACCAGCCGGGGAGAGUGGGGCAACUUGCUCUUCUAAGUAUUCCGGAGCUUUUCCUUGUACAAGAGGAGAGGUGAUCUAUCGAGCCUUAUCGCCCUGGCACUCUGUGGAUCCCUAUGGACCGGCUGCUCAGGACCAGCUCAUGAUCACCAACUUGAGAGUCCGUCUGCUGCAGCGCCAGCCGUGUCCCUGCCAGGCCAAACAUCCAGGUGCUGAUGUUCUGCCCACAGACCAUUAUGCCAUCUAUGAUUUUAUUGUCAAAGGCAGUUGUCUUUGCAAUGGACAUGCUGACCACUGUGUACCAGCCAAGGGCUACAAUCCCAGCCAGCAGAGGACCAGUAACAUGGUCCAUGGCAAGUGUGUUUGCAGACACAACACAGCUGGUGACCACUGCGAGCGCUGUGCACCACUCUACAACGACCAACCCUGGCAGGCUGCCAAUGGCAUCAUAGGGACACCGCAUGAGUGCCAGAAGUGCAAGUGUAACGGUCAUGCCAAGAGCUGUCACUUCAAUCGUGGAUUGUGGCUCGCAUCAGGACGGCGGAGUGGAGGUGUGUGUGACGACUGCCGCCACAACACAGAGGGUCGUUACUGCCAGAACUGUAAGAAGGGCUUCUUCAGAGAUCCCAGUCGUCCAAAAACUGCACCCGACUCCUGCAAACCCUGUUCUUGCCACCCUGUAGGCUCCGUCCUCUCAAGUGGUAGCUCUCUCUGUAACCCUAGCGGUGGGGAGUGCACUUGUAAGCCUGGUGUAGGAGGCCCCCGCUGUGACGGCUGCAUGAUGGGAUACUGGGGACUUGGUGAAUACGGCUGCCGUCCAUGUGACUGUACAGGGGACUGUGACCCUUACACUGGUGACUGCAUUUCUGGCUCAGAUGUGGAGGUCUUCUAUACAGCCACUGGCCACAUGGGACACAGCAGCAAUAAUAGUGAGACGGCACUCUUUAGGGCAGAGGAGCUUUUCUCUGCACUGCACCACUCUGAGAAAUGUGAAUGUGUGGAAGGGACCCUUGGCAGCCCUAAACUCUUUUGUGCUGCAGAGUAUGACUAUGUGCUGGUAGUGAGGGUGAUGUCAGCUCAUGAUAAAGGCUCCCAUGCAGAGGUGGAGGUCAAGGUCAAGAAGGUCUUGCACCAGAACCCUCAGAUGAAGAUCCAUAGAGGAAGUGUCACCCUUUACCCCGAGUCCUGGACCAUCAAAGGCUGUACCUGUCCCAUCCUCAACCCAGGAUCUGAAUAUAUAGUGGCUGGACAUGAGGACUGGAAGACUGGCCGACUAAUGGUGAACACCAAAAGCCUUGUUAAACCAUGGAAGUCGAGCCUGGGACGCAAAAUCCUCCACAUCCUCAGGAAAGAAUGUGGCCACUGGUAGGGCAACGAACUGCAGAAGACAGAGGGAUGGAAAGAUGGAUGAUCAUCUGUGACAUACAGAUGAUUUGUUGGAUGAACAGAGGGGACACUGAAUUAGGGAUUGCUCGGACACUAAAGUGAAUGCAAAACCAGUGCCUACUACACGGAUUUCACUGUUUCUUCUGUUUACACAGUGGAGUCCUCGGCCCCAAAAACUACAAGGCUGUCGUUGUUGUUAACUUGUGGUAGAAAUAAGCAGAUACUGUAAGCAGAUACCCUGCUAGACUACAGUCAUUUAAGGAUCAAAGAGAGCAAAGCAUGCCAUAAAGACUUUCAUCCAGACAAAGACAAAGUUGAUGAUUCAUUCCUGUGUUACGAUACGCCUCACAUCAUAAUUCUUUCCCGGUUAUUUAUAAGACAAUAAGGUAUGCAGGUAAAUACUCCAUAAUACUUUAUUCCCUGGCCAAAGUUGCUGUCAGUUGAUGAGCCAAAACACAGACAUGUCCUACUGUAUCUAUUUCAUUGUAAGCUGUUUACUUUGAAGUCUUACAAAGACACAGCCCGAAUCAUCCUUUUUGUCUCACAGAUAUUGGUGAUAAAUCAUGAAUGAGUCAACAUCAGAAUGUGUCUGAAUGUGCGUGUGUGUGCAUAUGCUUGAUGUCCUUGGCAAGGGAGUCUGGGACUGUGCAGGUCAGAACAAGUAACUCCUCGAUGAGGGGAGAGGAUGAAAAAAACAUUAAAGGAGGCGGCUUAAUCUGAACAGCUCUGCUCUGCUCCUGCACACUCGCCCGCCUGCUGUCUGACAAGAGCAGAACUCACUCUGCUCCACCCUCUUUGGUCUGCAGUACACGCAACUGGCUAAAACAGUCGAGAUUGAGUUUGUUCUUACAGCUGGUUCAGUUACAUGAGUGGAUCUUUGUCAGGUUCCUUAAGUCAGACUUGAUUCUGUGAGGAUUUUCUGUUGUCCCUGUAAGACCUUCUGCAGCUCCAUAUGAGGAUGCACUUGAUAAGGCCUCUCCGACCCUGUGGGAGCCAGUGUGUGUGUGUGUAUGUGUGUGAGAGAAAGCAAGCACACACACUCCUAACACAUGUCUCUUUUUGGCCUGUGACUCCUGCUGCCCUAAAAUAAAUAUGUAUUAAAAGCCUGGGUAUUCAUUGACAUCACAGUAUAGUCCACAGGCUGUUUUUGAGCCAGGUCCAGUUAAGAAUAGGCCUGGUCUGCUGUCUCCAAGGAAAAGGAUAAACUCUGCGAGGAGACAUGAUGCAUUCCUCAGCCAUGACAUCACCGCCCAUGUCCUUGUCACAAAGACUUUACCAAAAUAAGAAAAAAUGGGCUGGAUUUUUUCUCAUGAAGGACAAAAUGGUGAUUUAAGGUACAUUAAUGUACUUCUGCCAUCAAUGUGAUAUUUGUAAUGCUAUUUCUGUGUACGAUAUGUUUUUCUUUUUUUGCAUCUAAGCUGUAUAAACCAC